AUGCGCAGCUCAUCCUGUCGCCGGCUGGUCUCAACCGUCGUCCAGCAUGACCUCAGGCCUUCGAUAGUAGGUCACUCCAGGCGUCAGGCAGACCCACCGGCCAGCUUAGGAGUUCGCAAUGAGAACGGCGCCGCGUCCGGGCCAGUGCAUCCACGGCAUCAGCAGCAGAUUAGAGGCAAGAAGACAAAAACCACUAUCAAUUUCGCAGACCUGCCACAAGGGCCCAUCAAGCCUCCGGAAACACCCUUGUCUUCGGUACAGGAUGGGCAGGAGGAAGGACCCGCGUACCCUACCGUGGUGCUGCAGGCGCGGCGGAACAUGGCCAAAUUCGAAAACUGCGUGCUGCUGACACGGGUGGGCGGGUUCUACGAGCUGUACUUUGAGCAUGCAGAGGAGUAUGGGCCGCUGCUGAAUCUUAAGGUCGCAUCCAAGAAGACGAACGCUGGGCCAGUAUCUAUGGCCGGCUUUCCAUUUUUUCAAUUGGACCGCUUUCUCAAGAUCCUCGUCCAGGAGCAUAACUGCUAUGUUGCCGUCGCCGAGGAGUUCCCUAACGAUGCGAGCGACAAGGUCAGAUCCAAUGGUCUCAUGCACGACAGAAAGGUCGCUCGCAUCAUCACUCCUGGCACGCUGAUUGAUGAGAAUUUUAUUGAUCCGUAUGCUAACAACUAUGUCAUGGCUAUUCAUCUAGAUCAGUCAGUUGGUAACGUGGUCGUGGCAGAGACCGCGCCCGCGGAGGAACAGGAUAAAAAGAAAGAACAACCUCUUCCUUCGUUGGCGACCGUUGGUCUUGCAUGGCUUGACAUAUCAACCGGUCAGUUCUAUACGCAAUCGGCCACGAUAGCCGGACUCUCAUCCAUACUAUCCCGUGUCGGCCCACGCGAGAUUGUCAUAGAAAAGGGGCUGCAGUCGCAGGAGGACCAUACACUGUUUACGAUAUUAGCUGAAGAUAAGCAUCUCAUCACAUUCACACCUCAUGACACACCACUGCCUACCCAUGAAUGGGCACCCAUGCUGGAAUCAAAAAUAUCAGCAUCGACAGCCAAGAAUUUUACUGCAGACGAAGUUUUUGCUGGGAGCAUAUUACUUCAAUAUGUGCGAGACCGUCUUCUUGGUCUUAGCAUGAAACUCCAGCCACCAAUUCGCCAUGAGAGUCUUCAAGUCCUCACUAUUGACAAGAACAGCAUGCGCUCCCUGGAGAUCAAGCAGACAAUUCGGGACGGUGCUUUCAAGGGUAGCCUUCUGCAUGCUAUUAGGAGAACAGUCACGAAAAGCGGUGCCAGACUCUUGAAUGACUGGGUCAGUGCCCCCUCAACAUGCUUAGAGACGAUCACGCAACGUCAAGAGCUAGUUGAGUAUUUCAUUCAGAACACAGAUCUACGAGACCUUAUCGUUCAACUUUUAAGAAGAAGUCAUGAUUCACAACGUCUCGUUCAGAAGUUUGCCUUUGGCCGUGGUGAUCCAGAUGAUUUGGUUGGAUUGGCCAACACGAUUCAUGCUACGGAAGAAAUAGUCCAGCUUCUUUCUUCUUCCCCGCCUUCCGCAAACUCGGAUUCUCACCCGUUCGAUGAUCUUCUGAAACGUAUCUCCCUCGCCGACCCAGCCAAGCUUGCUGACCGCAUCCGCUCCUCCAUUGAUGAAGACGGACUCUCAGCACAGCACCAGUUAGAAGACAGCGAAGCAGGGCAGCUACUCUCCCUUGCAUCGGACAUUGUCAGCAACGAAGCGACAAGCGAAGAGGCUGCCACCAUUCUCCCUAAAUCCACCGCGUCCAAGAUCAAGAGGUCUGUCAAUGGGAAGCCGGCCUCGAUCCGUGAUCAUUAUGACGCAGAUAAUCCAACUUUCACCAUGAAGCCAGGUGCUAGCCCGGCUCUCUCAAACCUCCACGGUGAACUCAACAAGCUCCUCCAAGAGCGAAUCGCACUAACCACGACACUCAGCGUCCGCUUUAGCGCCCCAUCUCUCACGCUUCGCUGGGCACCAAACUUGGGUCACAUCUUGCACGUAAAGGGCAAGGACACGAAACAGAUACCCCCGACGUUCCCACCCCUCACCUCGUCGCGGUCGACCCGGACCUUUUCCCUCCCGGAAUGGACAUCGCUCGGCCAAUCCCUCCACCAGGUCCGUUUUGCUAUCUCGACAGAGGAGACGCGCAUCUUUGCCUCCCUGCGCGAGCGCGUGGUGCGCAACCUGAUCAAGCUGCGGCGCAACGCAUCCGUGCUCGACGAGCUGGACGUAGCGACGUCCUUCGCGCGGCUCGCCGCCGAGAACGGGCUCGUGCGACCCGUCCUGUCGGCAUCGCCCAGCAGCAGCAACAACACCUCGCACAAGAUCAUCGGCGGGCGGCACCCGACGGUGGAGCUUGGGCUGCGCGUCGCGGGCCGCUCGUUCUCGCCCAACGACUGCCUGGUGGGCGCGCCGUCGCAGGGCCGCCUCUGGCUCAUCACGGGGCCCAACAUGGCCGGCAAGUCGACGUACCUACGCCAGAACGCGCUCAUCACCAUCCUGGCGCAGACAGGCUGCUUCGUGCCCGCUGCGCACGCCGAGAUUGGCGUCGUGGACGCCAUCUUCAGCCGCGUCGGGUCGGCGGACAACCUCUACAACGACCAGAGCACAUUCAUGGUGGAGAUGCUGGAGACGGCGCAGAUCCUGCGGUGCGCCACGUCGCGGUCCUUCGUUAUCAUGGACGAGAUCGGGCGGGGCACGACCCCAGAUGAUGGCACCGCGGUCGCGUUUGCAGCAUUGUGGCAUUUGGUCAAGAUCAACAAGUGCCGAACACUGUUCGCUACACAUUUCCAUGAGUUGGCGGAUCUGAUCAGGGAGAAAGAAAUGCAUGUGGAUCAGGGAGGCGAGGUAGAGUGCUAUUGUACAGAUGUGGCGGAAGAUGGGCAAGGCGGGUUUGUCUACGUGCACAAGCUGCGGAAAGGGGUCAAUCGGCGUAGUCAUGCGCUCAAGGUGGCAAAACUGGCCGGGCUGCCGGAAGCCGCAAUCACUGUAGCCAAGGGGAUUCUCGGUAGUAGCACGUAG
Molecule: messenger RNA, 3024 nt
Organism: Truncatella angustata
Lineage: Eukaryota; Fungi; Ascomycota; Sordariomycetes; Amphisphaeriales; Sporocadaceae
Product: muts domain V
Exons: 2
Coding region: 1-3024 (1007 amino acids)
Biological process (GO): mismatch repair
Cellular component (GO): nucleus
Molecular function (GO): mismatched DNA binding; ATP-dependent DNA damage sensor activity; ATP binding
Source: RefSeq, a predicted model, not a curated record